This is a messenger RNA of Cordyceps militaris CM01, 162 nucleotides long. RefSeq lists its product as uncharacterized. The record is from RefSeq and is a predicted model, not a curated record. Lineage: Eukaryota; Fungi; Ascomycota; Sordariomycetes; Hypocreales; Cordycipitaceae. The transcript is spliced from 2 exons. The coding region runs from base 1 to 162 and encodes 53 amino acids.
AUGCAGUUGGAGCUGAACUCAUUUAGCACCACGCCAGAUCACCCGACAAACCAGAUCCACAACUUGCAGAAACUAGAUCGAUGUUCCUCUCUAUGUGCAUUUGAGAAUCGCAAGACUCGUUCGUUCAGUGAGACGCAAAUGCCCGAUGAGCACUUCGAGUAG